AUGACCGGAUCCGGAGUGCAAGGCAACUGGAUGGCCUCCUCCGUCAAGGAGAAGGACAUCAUGAAGCUCCGGGAGGGCUGGACAAAGAAGGUGGAGGAGAUCAAUUGUCCGCCUCCACUAUCCAAAGACCCAGCAAUUCCACUUGUGGACGACACCGCGCCGGAUACCGACAGCAGCUCGGAGUGUCGCCCCAGGGAUAAGCCCCUGGCUGAAUCUCCGGCUCAUGACAGCCCCCAGCGAUCUUUAUCUUCGGGGGGUUCGCUGGAUCCAACGGCCAUGGAUAGCGGGUCACUGCUGGGGGCCUCCUAUCCCAAGUCCACAGACGACGCCGAGGUACUAUCCCAAAGGGACAUCCUAGGCCAGGGAGAGACGCAGGAGGCCGUCGAGGUGGCGCCGGAGGUGGUUGAGAGGGUUCAGUCCGUUAAGAACGGACUGGCCGAAGCCUGCACCAGCCUUCUAACAUGCUUUGAGGCGUCGUUGCUGGCUGCAACCUCUCAAGGUGCCGAAGUCUCCGAACUGAAGCAGAGUCUGGAGCGGGCCAAGGAAGAGCUCGGCUGUGUAAAAAAGCAGCAGGAGGAGAAGCAAGGAGCUGCGACAGAGGUGGAGAACCUCAAGGCCGCGCUGGCCGAAGCACAGAAGAGAGCGGCGGAGGAAGAAUCCGUCCGCGAAAAGCACGAGGCCAGGGUCGGGGAGGUCCAACAGGAGCUCGAGGACGCUGUAAAGAAAUGCGAGUCCUUGGAGCGCAAGAUUGCGGAUCAAGAGUCCGAGCUUGCUAAGGCCCACCCAUUCACGCACGAGGCCCGGGUUGAAGUCCAGGGCACCCUCCAGGAAAUCCAAGAGGCCAAGAAAAUCACGGAGGGAGCUGCGACAGAGGUGGAGACCCUCAAGGCCGCGCUGGCCGAAGCCCAGAAGAGAGCGGCAGAGGAAGAAUCCGUCCGCGAAAAGCACGAGGCCAGGGUCGGUGAGGUCCAACAGGAGCUCGAGGACGCUGUAAAGAAAUGCGAGUCCUUGGAGCGCAAGAUUGCGGAUCAAGAGUCCGAGCUUGCUAAGGCCCACCCAUGCACACAAGAGGCCCGGGUUGAAGCCUAG
This is a messenger RNA of Aegilops tauschii subsp. strangulata, 1089 nucleotides long. The record is from RefSeq and is a predicted model, not a curated record. Lineage: Eukaryota; Viridiplantae; Streptophyta; Magnoliopsida; Poales; Poaceae.